Molecule: messenger RNA, 6617 nt
Organism: Bombus pyrosoma
Lineage: Eukaryota; Metazoa; Arthropoda; Insecta; Hymenoptera; Apidae
Gene: NFAT
Product: nuclear factor of activated T-cells 5
Exons: 6
Coding region: 1028-5014 (1328 amino acids)
Biological process (GO): regulation of transcription by RNA polymerase II
Cellular component (GO): transcription regulator complex
Molecular function (GO): RNA polymerase II cis-regulatory region sequence-specific DNA binding; transcription factor binding; DNA-binding transcription factor activity, RNA polymerase II-specific
Source: RefSeq, a predicted model, not a curated record
GAGCUGAAGUUUCACCCUUGAUAGUCCCAAGGUUUAAAUUAGACACGUAAAUCGAACGUCUCCGCAAUAAGCGUGCAAUUUUUUACAUUUUCCAACGGUCGAUCAGGCGGAGCAAUUAUAGGUCCACCUUAACGUGUGUUGGAUCAUCGUCAACAUCGUUUUCCCCCGAAAAUAAACGAACUGGGGAUGAAAUUAUAGGGAUAAAAACUGCUGGUCGGGGAGAACCGUGUGCGAUGUGUCGGGCUUCAGCCAGUAGCUUCGAAAUGCGAUAGAUAGACAGUGGGGUAAUUAGCGGCUGCUGAUUGGUCACCUUCCUUCUCGAUAUAUCCGAAGCUGGUCGGGGAUGUAGGAACGUAUAAACGUGUUGCGUGAGCGUUCAUGGUGGGGGCUUAUUUACUCGCUAUUCAAACCAUGCCGGGUUGGCCGAUCGACGACGAGACAAGAAACGCCAGUCCGCGUCUGACACUCGUUGCGAUCAGGCGAUGUACCUUGAACGGUAUAUCGAUUCGUUUGUGUUUGCUUGAUCGUUCAUAUUACCGCGGGAACAACAUCGAACUGGUGCUGUGUUGGUUGAGAAAGUGUUGCUAUUUCAGAGAAAGAUAGACAUUUUCUUCGUAAUCCAUUUCAUUUUUCUCGAUUCUCCAUUGUAAACAGAAAGAAAGAAAGAGGAAAAGAGAAACCUCUUUUCUCGAAUUUCCAUUCGAUUCGAUCAUCGUACCAGAGACUACACACGUUGAGACUGGUAAUUCUAUUGGAAACAAUCCAAAACCAAGUUUUUACCGAACGAUUCGCUAAAUCGAUCGAUCGAUCGAUUAGCGAACGGAGGUAACUUAGAACACGUGCACCUCGAGAGUGAUAUGGAACAAGUUGCUCGUACGACGAGGCUCAAUCGUGUGGAGGGACAGUGCGAAGUGAAAGCGCGAAAAUCGAUCGUUUCAAUCUUCGGAGAUCGUCGAUCGACGCGUGAAAUAUACGCUUGAGAACUACGGAGGAGAUCACUUCGGGCCUUCUGGUCCUCGGAGACCUCAUGGCACCCGAUCUUGAAAAAAGGCGGCAAGAACUUAGGAGGACCAACAGUUGCACCUUGGAACAGGGACACGAGCACCUUCAAAUGCUCCUGCAACUUCGAUGCACCGGAAAUGCAUUGAUCGAGCCUUAUCGACACGGUAACAAUGCAGCUGGUCGAUCAUCAGCGGUGACAGGAUCGGUUCAUAGAAGCACCGUCACGUCGAGUAGCCGCGCGCAUUCCGCUUCAAGAAGGAUCAGCCACCAGCAACGCCAGCAACAGCAGUCGCAAUCGCAGCAACAGCAACAGCCUAAGAUAUCCUUAGGAUCUUUACGAAACUCGGAUGAGCACGGAUCAAGAGCCGGCUCGGCACAGGACAGUUGCGAUAGCUCCAACGAUUCCGGCCUCGGCUUCGAGGACCGUCAACAACACCUUACGAACGCAAACGCUUGGAACGGCGCCGGCGAGGAGGAUUCAAAGAGGAGAAAGAUGGACAUUAAGCUGGAGUCCGAGGACGCGAACUUCUCCUUCCCGGAGGUUACACACACGACCAAUCCUGACAGCAAGACGGCCAACAGAGGCUCGUCCAAUGGAAUAGGUGGAUUAGCUACGAUCUCAGGAAAUAGGACAGGAAACGGAGCCACGGGGAGAGUGGUCGAAGUCUCGAGAUCUCGUCCAGCCUUAGGUGUCCUUGCUAAGAGGACUCAGCAGGGUCCUGUUACCCUCACCUCUCAACUGUGUACUGCUUCUACAGAUGGAAAGGUGCAAUUGCAAAUUAUCUGUCAACCCGAGCAGCAGCACAGAGCUCGUUAUCAGACGGAAGGUUCGAGAGGAGCAGUGAAGGAUCGAACCGGAAAUGGAUUCCCAAUUGUUCGUCUCGUUGGUUACGAUAAACCAACUACCCUUCAAGUUUUCAUCGGCACGGAUCUUGGUCGUGUCGCUCCCCAUAUGUUUUACCAAGCUUGCCGUGUAAGCGGCAAAAAUUCAACGCCAUGCAUCGAACGGAAAAUCGACGGUACCAUCGUGAUCGAGGUGGACAUGGAUCCAGCGAAAGACAUGAUGGUCACGUGCGACUGCGUCGGUAUUUUGAAAGAACGGAACGUCGACGUGGAGCACAGAUUCCCUCAGGAAGCCGGAGUGCUUCAAGGACGUAGCAAGAAAAAAUCAACUCGUUGUCGCAUGGUUUUUCGUACUAGAAUCACUCAUCCCGAUGGUAGUUCGGAAACUUUGCAAGUUUGUUCUCAACCGAUAGUCUGCACUCAACCACCGGGAAUACCGGAGAUCUGUAAGAAAUCACUCACAUCGUGUCCAUGUACCGGAGGAUUAGAAUUAUUUAUACUUGGAAAGAAUUUUCUGAAAGAUACUCGCGUAGUAUUUCAACUAGACAACGAUGAUCUAUCGAGUAGUUUGGAGCCGCAUUGGGAGUGCGCGGUUCUACCUGACAAGGAGUUUUUGCAACAAACGCACCUGGUUUGUGUGGUACCUGCAUACAGGCGGCAAGAUCUGGCACCGUCGGAAACAGUUAGCGUAAAAUUGUACGCGGUAUCGUCUGGAAAAACAAGCGAGCCUCAUACUUUCCUUUAUACCGCUGCAUCUACGCCACCCGAACCAUCUGUGGGCAAAGUCGAGUCUAUAACUUCGCCUCUAUCCACUACUAACGGUGAUACUGCUUUAGCAACAUCUCCUGCAGCAGUGUCUCUAACUACAGGUGUAACAUCAAACACUCUGAUUACACAAGCAGCCGCAGGAACAGCGAAUUUCUUAACGACUAUACAGCCACAACAGCCAACAUCUCAAACACCGGAAGCUCUUAAGAGCGAUCCGAGUCCACCACCGGUGACGGCAUCCUCUCAGGUAACACCCGUUAUGAUGUGGGCUGCACAAAGUUCAAAUUGUCAAAAUUCACCGCCUGACGUGAUGAUGCCGCCACCAGCUUUGGUAGCGAAUCCGCUUUUAAAUCGCAGAUCAUCUUCGAAUCUUCAAUUAAUUCUGCCAGAUAAUUUGAAGACCGAGGUACUAGACGAGAAUAGCGAAAACAGUAUGAUUAGCGAAAACAGCAUGCAGAGCAUACCGACGCCGACUGCGAACAGUUCGAAUGGUACCAGCCCGUUGCAACAGCUCGUCGGCGAGAACUCGAGGGAAGCACCUCAGGCUAAUAUGAUUAGGUCGGUUCCUGUGACGGCGAACGGUUCACCUGUGCAAGAGGCGGUCAAUCUCCUCGGCGUGGUAGAUCUAAUGCGAAAUCCACAUCCAUUGUCGUUGGUGUCGACACACCAGAACACCUUCGGAGGUAUGCACGAAACAUCUCAAGUCAAAGUUCUAAGUCCUCAUCAUAUCAAUAAAGAAACUAAUCCGAUGUUGCCGGCAGAAGGCAGUCCUAAUGGAAGUCUUCAGGGCGGCGGUGUUGUUGAUCUUCGCAUGAAGCAUCAUCAGUCGGAGUUCGCUACACUACCAAAUUUUACUGCCACAUCAAACGGACAGCUACCUGCACAGAGUGCCCAUAGCGUAGAAAAAUAUCUCAACCAUAUCGAAUCGAACGUCAAAGAGGCUGAGGGUCAAGAGAAUGGAUUCGUAGGUACCAUACAACAACGAGCUUCCAUUAUUACUACAGGACGCCAGCCUCAGCAAGGACAAGCUUCCAAUAUUUUAGCUUCUUCCCCUCAAGGCGUCAAGUUAGAUACUCUCGUUAACUCUGGCGCCGAAUCUCAUCAAUUGGUGUCCCCUCUGCGUACCGUCAAUCCCAAUAGUAAUACCAUAAUGAGUCAUGUUUCCGCAGUUACUGAUCACGAAACGAUCUCGAGCCCCCAACAAAAUAGAAGUAGUCCACCAAAUAACGUCAAGACGAUUCUCGAAGCUUUCCUGCCGGGUCAAACCGUGACACCUUUGCCGGGGAAUGCCGCAACGUCCGUUCCAUCGCCCGCAUCAGUGGUGUCGGAGCAGGCUAAUGGCGAUAGUUUGCUCACUACUAUCAACGCUGCUCUGUUACCGUCGAUGCAGGAGCCGUCCGUGGCUGCGACCGGUACGUCGAAUUCUAACGUUAGUGUACCAUCUCAUAAUCCGUUACAAGUUACGAACGAGAGUAUGUCGACAGCGGCGGAGCACAUUCCGCAGAUUCCGGGUCUUAUACAACAAGAUGUUGUAGCGAUUCAACAAGUGCAUCAAGUGGAACAGGUUGUCGCACAAGCGCAACAGCAAGUCGAACAGGUUGUCGCUCAGGCACAGCAGCAAGCGGUCCAAGCUGUGCAACAGGCGCAGCAGCAAGUUGUUCAACAUGUGGUGCAGCAUGCGCAAGUUGUCCAGCAGGCUGUACAACAGGUACAAGCGGUACAACAAGUUCAAGUACCGGCUGUUCAGCAGGCCGUCCAGCAAGCAACGCAGGAAGUAGUUCAACAAGCGGUGCAGCAAGCUACGCAGGAAGUUGUACAACAAGUUCAAGCUGUUCAGCAAGCGGUUCAGCAAGCGCAAGCGGCUCAAGCGAUGCAACAGGCGGUGCAACAAGAUAUCGGUUCCAUGUUGAAUCAGCCGGCAGGUUUCGUUGCUGAAGCUAGUUCUGCUCUAGCGAGUGGAGCGGCCCAGGAACCAUCUCAACAAAGGCUAACUAAUUAUGCCGAGCAAGCGAUUAAUAAUGUAAUUACUAACGCUACUCAAGAUAUUAUUAACAAUCGACCUAUUACUACGACAACCGCGCACGCCAUUAUUGCAACGAAGAACAUAUUAAACAGUGUGGCCACUCAAAGCGCGCAAUUAAUGAACAGUGCUAUGGAGGGUAUUUUGCCUAAAUCACCUUCCGGCCAGAAUAAUAUCGUUGAACAAGUGGCGAAUAAAACACCCAACAGUCAAAAUGUAAACCCACCUAUAUCAAAUGCAGCUAAUAGUGCAAACGGUACAACUGUUAGAAAGCAGGAAGAUGGUAUGUUGCCUCAAGAGCUUACCUCGAUGUCAGAGCAUGAUCUGUUAAGCUACAUAAAUCCGAGCUGCUUCGAUCCUCAAAACGGUUUUCUUAUGUAGUACUGCCGUAUUCUUGUCAUUAAAAUAUAAUUGUGUAUUCGAUGUAUCUUAGGAUACAGAGAGAAGGAGUGAGGGAAAGGAAAUGUAUGAGCGAGCCAGCGAGAGAGAGAGAGAGAGAGAGAGAAAGUGAGAGAGAGAGAAAGAGAGAGAACGAAUGAACGAAUGAGAGUAAUUAAUUCCAACCAGUUGAGUAUGAGAGAUAUAGUCUUGGCUCGGUACGAGUUAUAUAUUUGUGCCACAUUGUCGUUUCAGACUUUGUAUGUGAUAGAUAUGAAAUCCGUUUUUAUAUGAUGAAAAUGGACGAAGUUAGCACCACCUUUGUAACAAUUGAAAACUUUUAAUGUUUUAAGUAAGACGGGCGCACAAGAGCGCGACAAUUAGAGUUUUCUUUAUCUUCCUUUUUCUACGAGUUGUCAAAUGUGAUAAUUCAUUUUAUUUAUCUCCAUCAAAUGUCUCUUGCGCAUCCAGGUGCCUUUUCUCUAUUGUAAAGUAUCUACGAUUGGUCUUUCUCAUUGCGGAAAAGGAACAUUGUAAGUACGAUACGUGUGUAUAUGUGUUGUAAUAAUCAACAAUGUACUGACCCCACUCAACUUUAAGUGGAGCCAUCGGAAUUGAGUGUAGCAAAAGUUAUGUUUUUUCACAGUACCUUGAAUUAGAAUCCUACAAGAGUUCAUUAAUACAUUAAAGCAUCUUUUUUUCUUUGACUUGAUUUCAUUCUAACAAAUGAAUCAUCUUGUUGUUUGAUGUCGUUUCUAUUAUAUUAUAUAUUUUUAAGUAUAAUAUAUUUCGUAUGUUGUUUAAUAAAUACAAUUUUUUGUUAACAAUUAAUAUCAAUUAAUAGUAUAUUAUGUGAUUGCGUUGAUGAUGUUAUCGAUAAUUACUAGACAAAUACAAAACAACAGAGAGAUUAUAUUAUAUGUCCAUAUGAAGAAUAAUUAAUACCAUAGAAAUAUAUAUCAUUGAGAUUUAUAUAUAUAUAGAGUGCAUAUAAAUAUAUAUAUAUAUAUAUAUAUUUUUUACGUUUACCCAAAGAGAGGAACAGAUGAUUAGAUGAAGUGAGCUUAUUAAAGAUAUAAACGAAAUCUAUAUGUAUAUAUAGAUUUAUAUUGUAACAUCAUGUUACGUCGGGGUUUUCCCCUUUGUUCAAAAUAAGGGGUGCUAUAUACCGCGUGUAUGAAUACUCGCCAAUAUUAUCUAAUAGAAAACAGAUUUUAUAAUGAAGAUAUUGAAACGUUUAUUGUCGUGAUAUGUCUUUGUAGCAAAGUAUAUAUUUUAUAUCGAGCAUCUAUUCACGUGUCACGUGUUUUAAUGAACCCGUAAAAUAAAUAAGAAGACUAUGAAUGCAUUAAUCAACUAAGCAGAUUAUUAUAUUAUGUGGCAUAUACUUCGUGAAAAUCUUUGUAACAAUUAUUGUACACUGUACGCACAUUUUUAGCAUUGUCAGCCUAAAUAUUGAAAAACAAAAUUCGUAAAUAAUGUAUUAUCGUUUUGUUCCUGUAAGUCGAAUAAAUGUUUCACAGCAUCGCUUUCUCGAUGAUUUUCUCAACUGACAUGGGUAUAGACAUAUAGUAUUAGAUUAUAAAUAAAUCAUGAAACAAUAGAA